AUGGCUGCUCGUCCACAACAACCCCCCAUGGAAAUGCCGGAUCUGUCCAACGCCAUUGUGGCACAAGACGAGAUGGGUAGGCCCUUUAUCAUUGUGAAAGAUCAAGGCAACAAGAAGAGACAACACGGAUUAGAAGCCAAAAAAUCACAUAUAUUGGCUGCUAGAUCAGUGGCUUCCAUCAUCAAAACAUCAUUGGGUCCCCGUGGGUUAGAUAAAAUCUUGAUCUCACCAGAUGGUGAAAUUACCAUUACCAACGAUGGUGCUACAAUCUUAUCUCAAAUGGAACUAGACAACGAGAUAGCCAAGCUAUUAGUACAACUAUCCAAAUCUCAAGACGAUGAAAUUGGUGACGGUACUACAGGCGUUGUUGUUUUAGCGAGUGCAUUACUCGACCAAGCCUUAGAACUAAUUCAAAAGGGUAUACAUCCAAUCAAGAUUGCUAAUGGAUUUGAUGAAGCUGCCAAGUUAGCCAUUGCCAAGUUAGAAGAGGCGUGCGAUGACAUUUCGGCAUCAAACGAUGAGUUGUUCAGAGACUUUUUAUUGAGGGCCGCCAAGACUUCUUUGGGCUCCAAGAUUGUCUCCAAGGACCAUGAUAGAUUUGCUGAAAUGGCUGUGGAAGCGGUCAUCAAUGUCAUGGACAAAGAUCGUAAGGAUGUGGAUUUCGAUUUGAUCAAGAUGCAGGGACGUGUUGGUGGAUCCAUAAGCGACUCCAAACUGAUUAAUGGUGUUAUUUUGGACAAGGAUUUUUCUCACCCACAAAUGCCUAAGUGCGUUUUACCAAAGGAGGGAUCUGAUGGUGUUAAAUUAGCUAUAUUAACGUGUCCAUUUGAACCACCUAAACCCAAGACCAAGCAUAAACUGGACAUCUCUUCAGUAGAAGAAUACCAAAAACUACAAACUUAUGAACAAGACAAGUUCAGGGAAAUGAUAGACGACGUAAAGAAGGCUGGCGCAGAUGUUGUUAUAUGUCAAUGGGGUUUUGACGAUGAGGCUAAUCAUUUGUUGCUACAAAAUGACUUACCUGCUGUAAGAUGGGUAGGUGGCCAAGAGCUAGAACAUAUUGCUAUUUCCACAAACGGCCGUAUUGUUCCAAGAUUCCAAGAUUUAUCGAAAGAGAAACUGGGUACGUGUUCCCGAAUCUACGAACAGGAGUUUGGUACUACCAAAGACCGUAUGCUAAUUAUUGAGCAAAGUAAAGAAACGAAGACCGUAACAUGUUUUGUUCGUGGUUCCAAUAAAAUGAUUGUGGACGAAGCUGAACGUGCAUUGCAUGAUUCUUUAUGCGUGGUACGUAAUUUGGUCAAAGACUCACGUGUGGUUUACGGUGGUGGGGCAGCAGAAGUGGCCAUGUCGUUGGCCGUCUCUGAAGAAGCUGAUAAGCAACGUGGCAUCGAUCAGUAUGCGUUCCGUGCAUUUUCCCAAGCAUUAGACACCAUUCCAAUGACUUUGGCUGAAAACUCCGGCCUUGACCCAAUUGGCACUUUAUCUACAUUGAAAAGUAAACAGCUUAAAGAAAAGAUCUCCAACAUCGGUGUUGAUUGCCUGGGAUACGGGUCGAACGACAUGAAGGAACUGUUUGUGGUCGAUCCAUUUAUUGGCAAGAAGCAGCAAAUUUUACUGGCAACUCAGUUAUGUAGAAUGAUUUUAAAGAUUGAUAACGUCAUCAUUAGUGGUAAGGAUGAAUAUUAG
Saccharomyces kudriavzevii IFO 1802 is the source of this 1689-nucleotide messenger RNA. It is a transcript of the gene CCT5, whose product is annotated as chaperonin-containing T-complex subunit CCT5. Bases 1 to 1689 code for a protein of 562 amino acids. The transcript has a single exon. Gene Ontology annotation, molecular function: ATP-dependent protein folding chaperone; ATP binding; ATP hydrolysis activity. NCBI's taxonomy places the organism in Eukaryota, Fungi, Ascomycota, Saccharomycetes, Saccharomycetales, Saccharomycetaceae. The record is from RefSeq and is a predicted model, not a curated record. Gene Ontology annotation, cellular component: chaperonin-containing T-complex. Gene Ontology annotation, biological process: protein folding.